AUGACCUUCUUUUCUUCCGAAGCAGAACUAGCGCUCAUGGCGCCAGAUGACGGCAUGGGUCACUUGUACCCCUCCAGCACAUGUCAAUCACCUCCCAGCAUCAUGUACUCACCACCCUUACACCACAUGGCACACCGACCAUCAACGACCAUGUCAGGACACACAGCAAUGUACACACCACCACAAGACUACAGACCGGUCAUGGACUCCCCAUACCCACCCCACGCACUCUGGUCGACACAACCCUCGCCAAUACCGUUACCUCAAGUAACGUCGUACUCUUACCCAUCCUUCUCUGGAAUGGCAUCUCCUCCGAUGCUCGCGCAUGACUCAACGCUGCUCUCACAGUCCUUUGGCGCACCUCGACCGUCAAGAUCGCACUCUACAUCGUCAUCCACAGGCCGUGGCAUUCCUUCCAACGUCCCCUCAGAGACAUCACCACCAGCCCUCUCGCGAUCACUUUCUCCAUCAUCGCCAGACCUUCGAUCCUAUGGCAUUCCGAACAAGAACGGUACAUGGAGUUGUGCCUUCCCAGGAUGCACAUCAAGAGCAGUUUUCACUCGGGGCUGCGAUCUAAGGAAGCACUACAAGAGACACACAAAGUCUUUCUUUUGCCGUCAUGGCGAUUGCCCACAAUCAACAGGAGGGGGCUUCUCGAGUAAAAAGGAUCUUGCAAGACAUGAGGCAAAGCACAACCCGGGUGUCUUGUGUGACUGGGAAGGAUGCGACAGGGUCUUCAGUCGUGUGGACAACAUGAGAGAUCACGUCAAGAGAAUUCAUCUCAAAGCAUCUAGAAAGUCUUCAACGACUUCCACCUAG
This is a messenger RNA of Alternaria burnsii, 819 nucleotides long. RefSeq names its product c2h2 type zinc finger domain containing protein. The record is from RefSeq and is a predicted model, not a curated record. Gene Ontology annotation, cellular component: nucleus. The coding region runs from base 1 to 819 and encodes 272 amino acids. Gene Ontology annotation, biological process: regulation of transcription by RNA polymerase II. Lineage: Eukaryota; Fungi; Ascomycota; Dothideomycetes; Pleosporales; Pleosporaceae. The transcript has 2 exons.